UAGACAUUGUCGAAUCAGCUGCAGCAGUCGUUUGAUAGCGUUCUCAUUGUUAGCAGGGUAGCGAAGCUUGCUGUGAAGCGAUUGAAAUGUCAGCAGAACCAAGCGCAGACAUCGCCCUCAUCGGGCUGGCGGUGAUGGGGCAGAACCUCAUCCUCAACAUGAACGACCACGGCUGGGUGGUGUGUGCCUACAACCGCACCGUAGACAAGGUGGACAAUUUCCUGGCCAAUGAAGCCAAGGGCACGCAGGUGGUAGGCGCUCGGUCCCUGCAAGAGAUGGUGGCUAAACUUAAGAAACCAAGACGGGUCAUGAUGCUGGUCAAAGCUGGUGCUGCUGUUGAUGCCUUCAUCGACCAGCUGGUGCCGCUGCUCGAGGCUGGCGACAUCAUCAUUGAUGGCGGCAACUCAGAGUACCACGACACGCAGCGCAGGUGCGAGGCGCUGGAGAAGAAAGGGCUUUAUUUCAUCGGGUCGGGGGUGUCGGGGGGCGAAGAGGGGGCGCGCCACGGCCCCUCACUUAUGCCAGGAGGCCACAUCCAGGCUUGGCCUCACAUCAAAGAUAUCUUCCAGUGUCUCAUGCUACACUCUUGUGUGCAGGUGUUUCAUCAAUGGAAUGAAGGAGAGCUUGAUUCUUUCCUGAUCGAGAUCACCGCUAACAUCCUCAAGUUCAACGAUGAAGACGGAGUGGCGCUGGUGGAGAAGAUCCGGGACGCUGCGGGCCAGAAGGGCACAGGCAAGUGGACCGCAAUAUCCGCCCUGGACUACGGCACUCCGGUCACCCUCAUCGCUGAGAGCGUCUUCGCCAGGUGCCUCUCCUCCAUGAAGGAUGAACGCGUAGAAGCGAGCGUGUUGUUGUCGGGCCCCGCGUCGUCCUCCUACACGGGCGACAGGACCGCCUUCGUGGAGUGCCUGCGCCAGGCGCUGUACGCGAGCAAGAUCGUCUCCUACGCGCAGGGCUUCAUGCUCCUGAGGGAGGCCGCCACACAGUUCGGCUGGCAGCUCAACUAUGGUGGCAUAGCUCUCAUGUGGCGAGGUGGCUGCAUCAUCAGGAGUCAAUUCCUGGGCAAGAUCAAGGAGGCGUUCACGAAGCAGCCUUCGCUGAGCAACCUGCUGCUGGACUCCUUCUUCGUGGACGCGGUGCGUGGCGCUCAGGAGGGCUGGCGGCAGGUGGUGGCCCAGAGCGUCCUGCUGGGGGUGCCCACUCCUGCCCUGUCCUCCGCCCUCGCCUUCUACGACGGUUACAGGACCGACAAACUUCCCGCCAACCUCAUCCAGGCACAACGCGACUACUUCGGAGCUCACACCUACGAGCUGUUGGCUUCACCAGGCAAGUUCCACCACACCAACUGGACCGGCACGGGCGGCAACGUGGCCGCCUCUACCUACAUGGCUUAGAUCUUGUAUUUUUUCAAAUCUAGGGCUUCCCAAACGAUUUAAUUACUAUUUAUUUUUGUUCUGACCUGUGGGAGACUAAAACUUUUUAUAUGGUAUAGACGGGAUAAUGGAUACGGUUGUGUAGUGAAAUUUCUUUUUUAAACACGUCUAUGACUUUUUUUGGUUUAACCUUAUUAAAAUAAUAUAAUACUCUUUGUAUGAUGGAGGCGAAAUAUAGAAUUGUAAUACGGGAUUGAGAGGCUAAUGAUAAAACUUGGUAUUUUUUUGUUUACGGAUUUUCUAUUUCAAGAAAAAUGAAAAAAUAUGACUCGCUCUCUUCACAAACGUUCGCCAGUAAUGCGUUGGUUUUGCUGCAAUACUUGAAAUGUGGUCAGAAUUAUGUUAUAUGACCACAUCUAUGAAUUAUGUUACUUCAAAGGAGUACAUGUCAUUCUAUGAUUCUAAUACUCGUAAUUAUCUUAUCAAUCUAUUCUAAAAUUCACAAUAGUUCUUUGCGAUAAGAAGUGAGCACAGCUCUGGAUAAAAAGUCAUCAACUGUUGCGAUGUUCUUGGUGAUGACCAAAUCGCUCUACCGGCUUCAUGAAUAGACGUUUAAAGUCAUAAAUAUACGCUCGACGUCGUGAAUAUACGCUUGACGUCAUAAAUAUACGCUUGACGUCAUGAAUAUACGCUCGACGUCAUAAAUAUACGCUCGACGUCAUAAAUAUACGCUCGACGUCAUAAAUAUACGCUCGACGUCAUAAAUAUACGCUC
Molecule: messenger RNA, 2147 nt
Organism: Hyalella azteca
Lineage: Eukaryota; Metazoa; Arthropoda; Malacostraca; Amphipoda; Hyalellidae
Gene: Pgd
Product: 6-phosphogluconate dehydrogenase, decarboxylating
Exons: 10
Coding region: 87-1394 (435 amino acids)
Biological process (GO): pentose-phosphate shunt; pentose-phosphate shunt, oxidative branch
Cellular component (GO): cytosol
Molecular function (GO): phosphogluconate dehydrogenase (decarboxylating) activity; NADP binding
Source: RefSeq, a predicted model, not a curated record